Molecule: messenger RNA, 1201 nt
Organism: Schistocerca gregaria
Lineage: Eukaryota; Metazoa; Arthropoda; Insecta; Orthoptera; Acrididae
Exons: 6
Coding region: 1-747 (248 amino acids)
Biological process (GO): positive regulation of canonical Wnt signaling pathway; cell migration; regulation of protein localization to membrane
Cellular component (GO): extracellular region; plasma membrane; cell surface
Source: RefSeq, a predicted model, not a curated record
AUGUUGGACACCUGCCUCAGGCUGCUGCAACUGAAUAACACCUGUGUUGCUCAUGCCAUUGAAGUAAUAAAUAGCAUCCCUGCUGCCAAUGGUGAAGUAGCGGCCCAGGCACAGUGCCACAUCCUGUUUGCACUGCUCCAUGCUGUGAUGAGGUUGCACUGGCUCAAUGUGCAGUGGGGCGGCGGCCACGCGGCGCUGGUGCGCAUGUCUCACUGCUGGCGCUGCCGCGGGCUCCAUAGGCGCGUCCGCCCCUGCGCCGGGCUCUGCCUGAACGUGCUGCGCGGCUGCCUGACGCAGCGCGCCGCCGAGCUGGACCUGCCGUGGAACGGCUACGUCGAGGCGGCCGAGAGGCUGCUCGCCGCCGUCCAGGGCCGCGCCGCCCUCGACGACGUGCUGUGCGCGCUCGACGCACGCAUCGCUGAGGCGGCCGCGGCCGCCGUCGAGCGGAGCGCCACUCUGCAGCCACAGGUGAAGAGAGUGUGCGGACCACACAUGUGGGACUAUGGUGUUACGGACGAGAACACUGCACACGAUGGCGUGCGGUCCAACGGCACUGCGUUCCAGCAGAGCUUGCCUGGUGGUGUUCAGCCAGUUGACGGAGGCCCCCACGGCGCUGUCCCUCGUCCGCUACGUGGAGGGCAGCGGCGGCGACACAGGCCCGCCUGGCAGCUGGGACAGCGAGCCGGAGGACGCCUGGAGGGCAGAGGGCUCCGGCUCUGGGGAGAAGCGGGUCGUUGUUGGAGGUGAGACGAUGUCAACAGACAAUACUGUUUAUCCCUCUUCGGAUGAAGAAAGUGACAAACAAGGAACGAGCACCUCCAGUGACAGACUUCCAGCUGACACAGUGCUCACUGUCUGCUGCGUUAUACUUAUAAGUCGUAUCCUGUACGUAGUCAGUAUGUGGUAAUCAGCACAAAGCCUUCCUUAAGCCGUGUGCUUCAAAUCUCUCUCCGAUUCUAGAUGUUAAAGAGAGGUCAGAAACGACACUAUGAUUCGCUCUAUGUACUGGAUUUUCAUAGGCACUCUGUGAUAACGUAAUUAAAAAGUUAUACAUUGCCCUCAAGAGGCAACUGUACCAAUUUUUUGUUGAAGAAUUUAAUCAGUUUUGGAAAUGCUGUUUCCUUUGGAUGAGAAAAUGUCUAGUAACAUCAAGAUACUUCAAAAGACUUUAUGACUCUUUGAGUAGUAGACCGAAGUACAA